ACAAAACGAAUGUCGUCGACGUUGCUGUUGUUCCGGGUGUGCGUGCGCGAGCGUGGUAUUUCCGGUAGGGAAGAGACCGAUGUAAACCCAAGCGUGUCAUCUUUUGAGGUACAGAUUUGGUGUCUAAUACCUGUCCAGUGUGUUCACCUGAGCAGGCAUAUGGAGCGUGUUGCCAGUGGACUGGGACCCUUGGUUCUGGGUAGCGUUGGGCUGAUGGUGAUGUACUAUGUGAUGCAGAGACUCCGCGUCAAAAACAGAGUUCAGGGUAGUGUGGUCGUCAUCACUGGAGCAAGUUCUGGACUAGGAAAAGAGUGUGCACGGAUCUUCCAUGCUGCUGGGGCACGUCUCAUUUUAUGUGGAAGGAACCCAGCGAGACUUCAUGAGCUUGCUGAAGAACUUGGAGAGACGACAGAUGGCAAAAAACAGACAUAUGCUCCCCGCAUUGUCACCUUUGACCUCUCCAACACGGAGAGAGUUGCUGUGGCAGGAGAGGAGAUUCUGAAGUGCUACGGUCACGUGGACGUCCUCAUCAACAAUGCUGGUAUCAGUUACCGUGGCAGCAUUGUAGACACCCAUGUCUCUGUUCAGCGGGAAGUCAUGGAGACCAAUUACUUUGGCCCAGUUGCUCUUACUCAGGCCAUUUUGCCCUCCAUGGUUCAGAGGUGCAGUGGACACGUUGUCGCUAUCAGCAGCAUCCAGGGGAGGAUCGCCAUUCCUUACAGAUCUGCCUAUGCUGCAUCCAAACAUGCCACACAGGCAUACUUUGACUGCCUCAGGGCGGAGGUGGAGAGAUUCGGACUGCAGGUGACCGUGAUCAGCCCCGGAUACAUCAAAACCAACCUGUCAGUCAAUGCAGUGACUGGAGAUGGAUCAAAAUAUGGAGUAAUGGACAAAACAACUGCAACAGGAAGUGAUCCAGUGGAUGUAGCCCAUAGUGUUUUGAGGGCUGUCAAUCAGAGACAGAAAGAUGUUCUGUUGGCUGGUCCACUGCCCUCUGUGGCUGUAUACAUCCGCACCCUCUGGCCCGCCCUGUUCUUCAAACUGAUGGCAUCCAGAGCUCGCAAAGAACAGAGGUUAAAAGAGGAGUGAAGGAGAGGACUAAAAUGAAAAGGAGACACAGGAAGAGAUCCAGGUGACAAAGACUAGAGAUGGAAGAGGAAGGGUUUGCAUUAAUGACGGACGGAAGGAACGGGACAUCCUGUUUGUCUUUCCUGUGCUGUGUCUGAACAUGCAAAAGUGUUUGGGUCUGUGAAUGUCAGUACAACUUGAAAACAUGAACCAUGCAGCAUUAGGCCUCCAGCGUUUGAGCUGUGGGAGAAGUCCAGUGCUUUCACUUUUCCACUAUGAUUGCUUGGUGACUCAAGAAGAUGAAGUGCUGUUGAUCCCUUGUGAAAACAUUCAAUGUAGUGUAUUAAGUUCAUAAGAAAGUUAUUGGAUGGAAUCCAACCUAUGUGUGAUUCAGAAAAUUAUGGAUUGGUGUAAAAUUAUUCAUGUUCACCACUGUUUGUUUGUUUUUUAAGCUAUUUCAGCAUGGGAAAAUAACCGCUGCCGUUUUGGUGUGUAAUGCUGGGAAAUGGCUUUGAAUAACUAAUAUUUAUUUUGGAAACUCAAAACCUAGCCCUCCUGUGCAAAUAAACAGGGUUUUUGAAAAUACUUUUCUCAUGAAAUUGUACCACACUGAAUUAAAAAUGAAUUGCAAAAUGAGUGCAUGAAACUUCUUGAUUUUUAUGUUAUAUGGACAACAUGCAUUUGAGUGCAUCUAAGAUGUAUAAUAUAUCUACCUCUAUAUAAUUUCAUUAGCAUUAGUUUACUAUUACUGGCUUAAGUAGGGGAUUUGACAGAGACAGUUAUUCCCCCAUAUGGGGCAUUUUUAAGUCCCUUUAUGUAUGUUUACACUGUUCCAUCGCUGUCAAAACAUAAUUCAGUCUACGUUCUAGACUAAUCACUCAAUAAAA
Messenger RNA from Sardina pilchardus (European sardine), 1955 nucleotides. RefSeq names its product dehydrogenase/reductase (SDR family) member 7B (gene dhrs7b). Gene Ontology annotation, molecular function: oxidoreductase activity. The transcript has 7 exons. Lineage: Eukaryota; Metazoa; Chordata; Actinopteri; Clupeiformes; Clupeidae. Gene Ontology annotation, cellular component: membrane. The record is from RefSeq and is a predicted model, not a curated record. The coding region runs from base 10 to 1089 and encodes 359 amino acids.